This is a messenger RNA of Stereum hirsutum FP-91666 SS1, 504 nucleotides long. Its product is annotated as S-adenosyl-L-methionine-dependent methyltransferase. The record is from RefSeq and is a predicted model, not a curated record. The annotation marks the transcript as partial. The transcript is spliced from 2 exons. NCBI's taxonomy places the organism in Eukaryota, Fungi, Basidiomycota, Agaricomycetes, Russulales, Stereaceae.
GGGCUCAUAUCGCGGCAGCUUGCACCGGAAGCAAAGACAUUGGUCGGUGUCGACAUAAGUCAAGGCAUGGUGGAUGAGUACAACCACCGUGUGAUGAACCAGGGUAUCUCUACCGAGGAGAUGCGUGCCGUAUGCGUCGAACUGAAGGGCGAGGACGGUGAGCUUGACGGAGCCCGGUUCGAUGUCAUCGUCUGUGCGUUGGCGUACCACCACUUCAGUUCAAUCCUGCAAGUGUCAAGUAUACUUGCGCACUUCCUAAAACCAGGCGGAUGCUUGUUGGUGGCGGAUAUAAUGAAAGGAGAUGAGUGGCAGGAGGUCAUUCCACAAGAGUUUCACCACGUCGUCGCGCACACCGGUGGACUCAGCGAAUCCGAGAUGCGAGAGGCAUUUGAAGGUGCAGGGCUCCAGUCGUUCAGUUUCGAAAGAGCAACGACAGCGAUGAAACACGGAAAACACGUCGAUUUCUUUAUUGCAAAGGGUACGAAACCAGAUGGGCAGCAAUGA